Messenger RNA from Ipomoea triloba (trilobed morning glory), 938 nucleotides. RefSeq lists its product as uncharacterized. The transcript has a single exon. The record is from RefSeq and is a predicted model, not a curated record. Gene Ontology annotation, cellular component: plasmodesma. NCBI's taxonomy places the organism in Eukaryota, Viridiplantae, Streptophyta, Magnoliopsida, Solanales, Convolvulaceae. The coding region runs from base 84 to 725 and encodes 213 amino acids. Gene Ontology annotation, biological process: transport of virus in multicellular host; plasmodesmata-mediated intercellular transport.
CAAAUCAAACACUAUGGAGCUGUCCUUCGGUUCGGAUUACAAGGAAUUGGUGUUCAAAGGAUGUGCGAACUAGAAAUCCCAAGAUGGAACUUGGGUUUUCUCUCAAAAUCUGGAUGCCCUAUUUGAGACUCUGGUUUCCCAAUAAUCUGCCGCUAAGUUCUACAAAAUCGCCGCCGUCGCCGGCCAAUCGAGCAUUACUAGGUUGUUCCAAUGUCGGGGCGACCUCUCCGCCUCCGAUUGUAGCGAUUGCGUGUAGAAAAUCACCGACAUGUCUAAAAACCUUUGUGGCAACUCAAUCGGGGGAGAGUCUAGUUGGUCGGGUAUUACAUCAGGUACAAGGUGUCCAGAUUCCGGCAAGUCGGACCCACCAAGAUGCUCUACAAGCUCUACGGGAAACCGCGCUUGGGGAGAUCGCGAAGAGCGUGGAAACCGGCAACGGGUUCUACACUGACGGCUAUGAAUCGGUCUUCGUCCUUGGCCCGUGCGAAGGCGAUUUGGGAAGCGGCAACUAUGUGAAAAUCACGGUAGAGAAAUCAAAGAGCACCUGCAGCUCCGCUAUUUCCGCCCAGAUGUAUCUCCAACAGUGCUACAUAACACUCCAAAAACAGUGGCAAUUAUCUUGGGAGGAUUGGCCGGUGUGGCCUGGGGUUGGUUCUUGCUUGUCUGCUAUUCACAAAAUCAGCUUUCAAGAAAAAGACCCAUUCCAAGUACAACAUGGAGGAUAAAGGCCAGUAAACCCAUUCUAAUUUGUUUCUGUUCUUUCAUUUUUCUUAUCAAGAUUCACUUUAAAUAUAAUAAUGAAGCUUAUAAUGAUGUUCUGUGGUGUUAUUCUGGGAUUUAGGUAACUGAAAAUGGUAGAGCCAGAACCGAAAAGCCUCCAAUGUCAAUGAGCCGAGAAGGUGUAAUUGCUAAUAAAAGGACAUUUUUGCCCCUCAAAA